ACUUCAUAGAUUACCUUUUUAAUUUUUUUUGUUUUUAUGGCAUACUUGAUCAGUAUUAAAACAAGAUCCAGAAGGCUGGUUAACAGUGUUCCUUCAUAGUUACAGCAGAUAUUCAUCUGGUAAAAUUUAACACAUGAAAAUGUAUUACAGUCUGUGGUGAAUGAAUAUCCUGCUUGUGUAAAUUCAGGGAAAAAUUACAGAGUCUAACUUGUCUGUGGUCAUUUGGGAAAACUCCAUUUAAAUAAGGUGCUCAUGUUAUUCUACAAAUAGAAAGUGUCUAUUUUGAUGGUAUGAUUUUGGGUUCCUCACAGCAGUGUUUAGUAGCACAACCUGCAAUGUUUAUUUUCUCAAACUAAGAAGGUAUCUACAUUUUUAUAUUAUACAUGUAUAAAAUUGUUUCUAACAUCUAUUGUAUGGUUUUAAAUGUUAAAUAAAUUCAAGAUUAAAGAAUUUAAAUGGGCAAAAUGACAUGGAAUGUGUCAUUUUAGAAAGUGAGGACAGUAACUGGGAAAGACCGAAAGCUUGGUUGGGUUGGGCUGCCAAAUCCUCUGCAUGGGAGGAGCCAAACGCUCAUUUCCCGUUUGUGGCCUGAUGCCCAGACAACACUGACUGAAUGAAAGUAUUGCAGUUCAGUAUUGGAGACAGACAUGUGGCACUGCAGUCUAUUCAAACUCAAACUUCAUCUGCCUACUGGCUCCCACGGAGUACUUUCUCAAAGUCAAAGUGAAUUAUAUGUUGAGUAACAUCUUAAUGUGAAUAAUUCGAAUGGGUUAGUUUCCAGUUUUGCUGUUGUGUAGCUGAGCAGCAUUAAAAUGAAGAUUGUAUCCAAACAGGAAUAUGUACCUAUUAAAUGUGUUCAAGAGCAGAAAUCUGCCCAAUAACUGGCAAGUCAGGUUGUGCCCAUGUGCUUCCUGAGGCCUCUACCCAAUUUUGUCUUGGUAUGUCUGCACAAUGAUGUAAGGAUGAGUCCCGCUUCCUUAGUAAGCAGAGCCCAGUGUCUCCCUUCUCUAUUCAGUGUAUGUACAUGUGAAUGUUUGAAUAGCCUGUUUGUGGUUUGUUUUUGUCAUUGUUAAUUGCAUGUUAAGCCAGCUACAUCCAUAUACAAUAACUACAGAGCCAUGCAGCAGAUAUGUUUUCAAUGCUACAGUAUGCACAAAAUAUAACCUGAAAUAAAUAUUUCACAAAAAUAUAACCUGAACUAAAAAUCAUUGUCAAAAGCCAUACAUAACUUUAAAUGGUAAGUUAUGGGGUGCUUUUCUCCAGAAAAGUACGUUUUCAUUGUAACGUUCUGCUAUUCAGCUUACUUUUCUGCCCGUCAGUGAAAUCUGUGGUACGAAUUGUUCAAAUCGGUUAUGUUACGUUCAACUGAUUAAUUCAAAAGAUCCGACUCAUUCACCAAUCGGACGUCGCCGAACUAAAGCAAAAAGUCCUCACGAAUCCUCCUUAACCGGCAGCCAAUCAAAUGCGAGAAAAUAUUGUGAACUGUGGCGAAGACCUACGCUGCUUCCUCCUCUUUCACGCCAAACUCACCAAGAUGGCGCCGAAAAGGCAGACUGUUGUGAAAAAGAAUAAAAAGGGUGUUUCCUGGAAGUUCACCCUUGAUUGUACUCACCCUGUGGAGGAUGGGAUCCUUGACUCUGCCAACUUUGAAACCUUUCUGAAAGAGAAGGUGAAUGUUAAUGGCAAAACUGGUAACUUGGGAAAUGUAGUGCAAAUUGUGCGUCAGAAGAACAAAAUCAGCUUCACAUCAGAGAAGCAGUUCUCUAAAAGGUAUCUUAAGUACCUCACAAAGAAGUACCUGAAGAAGAACAACCUGCGAGACUGGCUGAGGGUGGUGGCGUCGGAUAAGGAAAGCUGUGAGCUGCGCUACUUCCAGAUCAGUCAAGAUGAUGAAUCUGAUUCUGAUGAAUGAAAGUCUUGAAAUAUGUUUUGUUUGAGUGUAUAAAGGUCCUGUAUGAGCCGUCACAUCUUCAAAUGCAGGGCUGCAUGUUUUGAUAUCUGCUUGUAAAUAAAAUGAUACACAG
Sinocyclocheilus grahami is the source of this 2024-nucleotide messenger RNA. Its product is annotated as 60S ribosomal protein L22-like 1. Gene Ontology annotation, biological process: cytoplasmic translation. Gene Ontology annotation, cellular component: ribosome. The transcript has 4 exons. Gene Ontology annotation, molecular function: structural constituent of ribosome; RNA binding. The record is from RefSeq and is a predicted model, not a curated record. The coding region runs from base 1463 to 1912 and encodes 149 amino acids. Lineage: Eukaryota; Metazoa; Chordata; Actinopteri; Cypriniformes; Cyprinidae.